AUGGCCACAACCACAGUGACCGGCCAUGGGCGGCGGUCCUCCAUGCGACAACCCGAAGUGCAAGUACCAAACAAACCCUCAACAUCCCAGCCAACAAGCAGCCCCAUCGACAAGUUCCCUCCCUACGAAGAUUCCCUGGAUGCCGCCGUGGGGGGGUCCCACCGUCCACACCGAAGCCCCUCGGUGAAAUAUGCUCCAGGUGAAUUGUGGGAGCCACGAAAGUCAGCACUUUACUCGCGAGAACACCCAAGUGGAUCAUUGAGGAACCCCAAACAUCGACCGCGGAAGAGCAUCAGUGAGGCCAUCACCACCAUUCGAACCCGCAACGGCAGCGUGAGUGCCAACGCGCAGGAGCUAGCGGAAGCACUUCGAGCACCGGUAUCAUAUCGAUUGAUUGGCCUCUGUAUGAUCUGGUACCUGACCUCUGCGCUCACGAAUACUUCCUCGAAGUCCAUCUUAAACGCACUUCCGAUGCCUAUCACCCUGACAAUCGUUCAAUUUGCCUUUGUUUCGUUCUGGUGUCUGCUCCUAGUGUAUCUGUCUACAGUGAUUCCAUGGCUACGGCGUAGCGUGCCGGUGCUCAAGCAUGGUAUUCGUUACCCAUCUCGCGAGGUCAUCUCCACUGCGUUGCCUCUGGCCGUCUUUCAGUUGGCCGGUCACAUCCUGAGCUCCAUGGCUACAUCUCAAAUCCCGGUGUCUCUGGUCCAUACCAUCAAGGGCCUUUCACCUCUGUUCACUGUUCUGGCGUACCGAGUGCUAUUUCGCAUUCGGUACGCAAGGGCAACCUACCUCUCCUUGGUUCCUCUCACCGUCGGUGUCAUGCUUGCAUGCUCCACCGGAGUCUCCACAAACUUCUAUGGGAUUCUCUGCGCGCUCUUGGCGGCGCUGGUGUUUGUAUCUCAGAACAUCUUCUCUAAGAAGCUCUUUAACGAGGUGGAGCGUGUCGAGGCCGAAGCGGCCAAUCCAGCGCGGCGGAAGUUGGAUAAGCUCAACCUGCUCUGCUAUUGCUCUGGGCUGGCCUUCUUCCUCACUUUGCCCAUCUGGUUUGUCAGUGAAGGAUACCCUCUGGUGUCCGACUUCAUCCAUGACGGUGUGAUCUCUCUUUCAGGCAAACAGGGGUCGCUGGACCAUGGUGCCUUGCUGGUCGAGUUCGUCUUCAAUGGCGUUUCGCACUUUGCGCAGAAUAUUCUGGCAUUUGUGCUCCUGUCUAUGGUGUCGCCUGUGUCCUAUUCGGUAGCCUCCCUGGUAAAGCGAGUCUUCGUGAUUAUCGCUGCGAUUGUGUGGUUUGGCAGCUCCACCACUCCCAUUCAGGCAGUUGGCAUUGGCCUCACCUUCGUGGGCCUCUACCUCUACGAUCGCAACAACCACGACGAUGUGGCUGACCAACGAGCGAAUGCGGAUCACUUCCGUGCUCCGGAGGCCAUUCUGCCGUUGAAUGUCCGACACUCAAGCAAGCCGUGGGAUUCAAAUGGCUACGCCUUCCCCGGUGCGAGAUCGCUCGAGACCUCCACAGGCAACAACUCUCACGCGACCAACUCCUCCAAAAAGCAGGACGAUGGCCCCGGGCGCGUGCGGCCUCGAGGAGCGAGUGUUAAUCGGAAUUGGCUGCCCGGGACGAAACAAGAGUCAACAUGGCAGCCUGCUGAUUCUUCAGCAGCCACAUAA
Molecule: messenger RNA, 1665 nt
Organism: Penicillium canariense
Lineage: Eukaryota; Fungi; Ascomycota; Eurotiomycetes; Eurotiales; Aspergillaceae
Product: putative ER to Golgi transport protein (Sly41)
Exons: 2
Coding region: 1-1665 (554 amino acids)
Biological process (GO): phosphoenolpyruvate transmembrane import into Golgi lumen
Cellular component (GO): endoplasmic reticulum; Golgi apparatus
Molecular function (GO): phosphoenolpyruvate transmembrane transporter activity; antiporter activity
Source: RefSeq, a predicted model, not a curated record